AUGCUUUUCUCAAGGUGCGCGGCCGGAGCGGCCACUGCUAUAUAUGCAGGGAGUCAUGUUGCGAAAGCAAUAUCUCUUGACUUGAGCUCUACAGACUCGAUCAAAGGUGUGGCAAAGACUAUCGCAUACGACAUGAUGAGCUACUACAAUGGAAACACUACAGGAGGUAUACCGGGAAAUCUGCCAGCACCAUACUAUUGGUGGGAGGCUGGGGCCAUGUUUGGCAGCCUUAUCGAUUACUGGUAUUAUACCGGAGAUUCGUCAUAUAACGAUGUUACCUCACAAGCCCUAUUAUUCCAAGUAGGCCCGAACCAAGACUACAUGCCUCCGAAUCAAACGAAGACCGAGGGGAACGAUGAUCAAGGGUUCUGGGCACUCGCGGCAAUGUCUGCUGCAGAAGUGAAUUUUCCCAAUCCUCCUUCUAAUCAGCCACAAUGGCUGGCUCUUGCGCAAGCAGUCUUCAAUCUCCAAGCGAGUCGUUGGGAUACAACUACAUGUGGCGGUGGUCUUCGCUGGCAGAUUUUUACCUUUAACAAUGGCUACAAUUACAAGAACUCAAUCUCCAAUGGUUGCUUUUUCAACCUUGCUGCGCGGCUUGCGAAGUACACCGGAAACGACACUUAUGCGGAAUGGGCAGAAAAGGCUUGGGACUGGACGGCAAGCGUUGGGUUAUUAGACAACAGCUAUUACGUUUACGAUGGUUCAGACGAUACAAUAAAUUGCACGCAGGUGAAUCGAAUCCAGUGGACCUAUAAUGCUGGAGCUUUCCUCUUAGGCGCAGCUAAUAUGUAUAACCACACAAACGGGUCUGCGCUCUGGAAAGAGAGGGUUGACGGGAUGCUUCAAGGAACCGAUGUUUUCUUUCCUAAGAAUAACGUCAUGGAAGAGGUUGCUUGCGAGAAUAACGGGAUGUGCGACGUCGAUCAACACUCUUUCAAGGCAUACCUUGCUCGUUGGAUGGCUGCAACUACCAAAAUGGCUCCUUAUACCUACGAUGCAGUGAUGGCUAAAUUGGCACCGAGUGCACAAGCUGCCGCACAGCAAUGUAGUGGCGGAGCCAAUGGCAGAACAUGUGGCCUGAGAUGGCAAGAUAAUACCACUUGGGAUGGCAGUUAUGGUGUUGGCCAAGAGAUGGCCGCUCUUGAGGUAAUACAGAGUAAUCUGAUUGCACAAGUCACCGGCCCUGUGACGAACAGCACAGGAGGGACUAGCAAAGGAAAUCCAGCUGCAGGAACCUCUUCGAAUUCCAACCCGACGGUAAUCGGUCCAACCACAACGGGGGACCGAGUCGGCGCAGGCUUUUUGACCACAGUUGUGCUCAUCAUUUUCGUUGGAUCGAUUUGGUGGAUGAUUAUCUAA
Molecule: messenger RNA, 1359 nt
Organism: Mollisia scopiformis
Lineage: Eukaryota; Fungi; Ascomycota; Leotiomycetes; Helotiales; Mollisiaceae
Product: cell wall glycosyl hydrolase Dfg5
Exons: 3
Coding region: 1-1359 (452 amino acids)
Biological process (GO): fungal-type cell wall biogenesis; carbohydrate catabolic process
Molecular function (GO): mannan endo-1,6-alpha-mannosidase activity
Source: RefSeq, a predicted model, not a curated record